Messenger RNA from Chelmon rostratus (copperband butterflyfish), 7276 nucleotides. It is a transcript of the gene atp10d, whose product is annotated as ATPase phospholipid transporting 10D. Gene Ontology annotation, biological process: phospholipid translocation. Gene Ontology annotation, cellular component: plasma membrane. Bases 145 to 4275 code for a protein of 1376 amino acids. The record is from RefSeq and is a predicted model, not a curated record. Gene Ontology annotation, molecular function: ATPase-coupled intramembrane lipid carrier activity; ATP binding; ATP hydrolysis activity. Lineage: Eukaryota; Metazoa; Chordata; Actinopteri; Chaetodontiformes; Chaetodontidae. The transcript is spliced from 23 exons.
CUUGCCGUCUCACGGUGAUCUGAAACAGUGAUGUGACCGAAGCGACACAGUGGCUGUUGUUACAACAGGCAGCGUCCGGAUCUAAACAGCAGGGAUGAAGACAUUGUGAACUCUCAAAGCUCAGCUAGAGUGCCUGCCGCAUAGAUGGAGCGGCUCCACUGGGUGCAGCAUCGCUGUCGGCAGUUGCUGGAGGGAAACUCGGGGCAAGGCUGGUACUCUGCCCCUGAUGGCCUGCCCAACAAAAGCUCCUCACACAGAGUCAGUGGAAAGCGGAGAACGGUGUUUGCCCGCCAUGGGCCUCACCAACAGGAGUUCGAAGCCAUCUCCAAAGGCUAUAAAGGCAAUGCCAUCCACACGACCAAGUACAGCUUGUUGACUUUCAUCCCCAUGAACCUGUUCCAGCAGUUCCACAGGGUUGCCAACCUCUACUUCCUGUUCCUGGCCUUACUGAACUGGGUGCCUGUUCUUGAGGCCUUCCAAAAGGAAAUUACCAUGAUACCCUUGCUGGUGGUUCUCUCUGUUAUCGCCAUCAAAGAUGCCUUGGAAGACUACAGACGCUACUUGUUCGACAAGAACGUCAACAGCCAUGUAGUGCAAGUGUUCUGUGGCAAGCAGAACGCCUACGUUGACCAGUGCUGGAAGGAUGUGCGAGUUGGAGACUUUGUCCGUCUGUCCUGCAAUGAAAUCAUCCCUGCUGACAUGCUGCUGCUGUAUUCCUCUGACCCUCAUGGGGUUUGUUAUAUUGAGACUGCCAAUCUCGACGGAGAGACCAACCUGAAACAGAGACAGGUGGUUUUAGACCUCCCAGUGAUGGGAGGAGACGUGACCAUGGAGAACUUCCACAGUCGCAUUGAGUGUGAGAACCCCAACGAUGACCUCAGCAGGUUCAGAGGUUACAUAGAGCACCCCAGUGGGCUUCGUGUUGGCCUCCAUAACAGCAACCUCCUGCUGAGGAGCUGCACCAUCCGCAACACUGAGACUGUAGUGGGCAUCGUGGUCUACGCUGGUCAUGAGACUAAAGCCAUGAUGAACAACAGCGGGCCGAGGUAUAAGCGCAGCCAACUGGAAAAGCGUCUGAACACGGAUAUCCUGUGGUGUGUGCUCCUGCUCAUCACCAUGUGUCUGACUGCUUCAAUAGGUCACGGUCUCUGGGUGAAGGACUUCAAAGACCCUAUAUUUGUGGUGGAUACGGAGACGUCUCCUGCUCUGGCUGGAUUCUAUGUCUUCUGGACUAUGAUCAUUGUGCUGCAGGUGCUGAUCCCCAUUUCUCUGUAUGUGUCCAUUGAGAUUGUGAAGCUGGGCCAGAUCUACUUCAUCCACAAUGACUUAGCCCUGUAUAAUGAGCAGCUGGACUCUAGAAUCCAAUGCCGGGCCCUCAACAUCACUGAUGACUUGGGUCAGAUCCAGUACCUGUUCUCUGAUAAGACAGGAACUCUGACAGAGAACAAGAUGGUGUUCCGCCGCUGCAGUAUCUAUGGGGUUGAAUACCCUCAUGAGGAAAAUGCUCGGAGGCUGGAGGUGUAUGAGGCUGAGAAGGAAGAGGCCGCCGGUCGCUCCGUGACUCUGAAGUCGGGCUGCAGUCGUAAAUCUCUCAGCUGUCGCUCCCUCAGCUGCAACCGCAGCUCUGUUUCCCUGCACACACUCACUGCUGAGUCAGAAGAGGAGGACCAACUGUCCAAUCACAACCAGCCCAGAACCAGUGCCUUCUGCAGCCGUGUGACUAAGAACGUGGUACCAGACCCUGAGCUGGUGAGGAAGCUGAGUUGGCUCUGUUCUCCUGUGCUGCCUGUGAGUGACAUUUCCUCUGGGACUCCAUCCAGCCUGGAGGUGACCUACAUCACUGACUUCUUCCUUGCUCUGGCCAUCUGUAACAGUGUGGUGGUCUCUUUGCCGAGCCAGCCUCGACAUGUGCUCCCCAAAGCACGAACACCUCUGAAGUCCCUGGAGGAAAUCAAGCUGAUGUUCCAGCGCUUCAGCUUCUCUCCUUUCUCAGCCCUCUCCCCUCCUCAGACCAGAGGCAGCCCACGCACUUUUGCCAGCAGGCUGUUUUCCCUGGGGAAGACCGGCUCCUUCACCCUCUCCACACCCCCAGACAGCACCACAGACGUGUCAGAACCAGGCCGAGAAAGCAACCUGCAGGCGUCCAACCUGAGGCGUAAACUGGACCUAUCUUCCACAGUGGAAGGAGGAGGCGCUGGACUGAUGGAGGACAGGGACACAGUGGAUGAUAUCAAGGAUUUUAAGAAAAUCCCUGAUGGGGCCCGGCAAGAUGUGGAGGACCUGGGCAGAGAAAUGGGCUCUGAUGAGGAGCUGCUGUAUGAGGCAGAGAGUCCAGACGAGGCAGCUCUGGUCCAUGCAGCCCAGGCAUACUGCUGCACCCUGAGGAGACGUUCUGCAGAGAGCCUGCUGGUGGAUCUGCCAGGAAUUGGCUCUCUGACUGUCCAGCUCCUCCACAUCCUGCCCUUUGACUCCAACAGGAAGAGAAUGUCAGUGGUGGUCCGCCACCCACUCUCAGGACAGCUGGUGGUUUACACCAAGGGAGCCGACUCUGUCAUCAUGGACCUAACUGAGACACCUAAAGGUGCCGAGCAGGCUCAGGAGAUCUACAGUCACAUCAGAGAACAAACCCAAAAACAUUUAGACAGUUAUGCCAGAGAUGGACUCCGCACACUCUGCAUUGCUAGAAAGGUUCUGGAAGAGGAGGAGUAUGAGGUGUGGCUGAAGAGGCAGCGUCUGGCAGAGAACUGCAUAGAGAACAGAGAGGAGCUGCUUCUGGACUCAGCUCAGAGACUAGAGACCAACCUCACCUUGCUGGGUACCACAGGGAUUGUAGACAGACUGCAGGAAGAGGUCCCAGAGACCAUUGAAGCUCUUCAGCAGGCUGGGAUCAAAGUCUGGGUUCUCACUGGAGACAAAAAGGAGACAGCCAUCAACAUCGCCUGUGCCUGCAAACUCCUCAGUCCCAAUGAUCAGCUGUUGACAGCAAGCUGUGACAGCAAGGAUGCGUGUGCAGCUUUACUUGAGGAGCUCAAAUCAGAAGUGCAGCGUGGUGAUGACAGUUUGACUGAACAGACUGCAGCAGGGAAUCAUGGGGAAUCCUCCUCAGGCACUGUGGCCAGCUUCAUCCUGGUCAUAGAUGGCCGCACCCUAGACUGGGCCCUGCAGGAGGAGUUGAAGGAAGACUUCCUGGAGCUGAGCUGUCAGUGCAAGGCAGUCAUCUGCUGCAGAUCCACUCCACUGCAGAAGAGCCAGGUGGUCCAGCUGAUCCGGGACCAGCUUGGCGCCAUGACCCUGGCUGUGGGUGAUGGAGCCAAUGAUGUGAGCAUGAUUCAAGUGGCUGAUGUGGGCAUUGGGAUAUCUGGUCAGGAGGGCAUGCAGGCUGUGAUGUCCAGUGACUUUGCCAUUUCCAGGUUUAAACACCUAAGAAAGCUGCUGCUGGUCCACGGCCACUGGUGUUACUCUCGCCUUGCAAACAUGAUCCUCUACUUCAUCUACAAGAAUGUGAUGUAUGUGAAUCUGCUGUUCUGGUAUCAGUUCUUCUGUGGUUUCUCUGGGAGUGUCAUGACAAACUCCUGGGUGCUCAUCCUCUUCAACUUGGUGUUCACCUCUGUUCCACCUCUCGUCUACGGCGUCCUCGAUCAACAGGUGCCUUCAGAAACUCUGAUGGAGCUGCCUGAGCUCUACCGAGCUGCACAGACCUCUAAGAUCUAUGUUCCUCACACGGUCCUUAUCACGCUGCUGGAUGCUUUUUACCAAAGCCUCGUCUGCUUCUUUGUGCCUUACUUUGCAUUCAGAGGAUCAGACAUUGGUGAACUGGCCUUUGGCUCGCCAAUCAACACCUCAGCUCUUCUUAUCAUCCUGCUUCACCAAGUUUUGGAGAGUCACACUCUGACAUGGAUUCAUGUGCUGGUGUUGGUGCUCAGUGGUGCUCUCUACUUUGGCUUUGUGGUGCUCUUCAGUUUGUUCUGUGUGACCUGUAGCCCUCCCACCAACCCUUUGGGGGUGGAAACGCUCCAGAUGUCCCAGCCUAUCUUCUACAUCGUAUGUGCUCUCACUACCGUGAUGGCUCUGUUACCCAGACUGUUGUUCCGAGCUCUGCACAACACCUUCCAGCCCUCUGCUCUUCUGAAAUCAGCUCAGAUGGACAUUGCAGAUUCUGAAAAUUACCGCAGGAGAAUGCAGCGCUGGAACCUCAGUCAUUCCAGAGUCAACAGGUUGCCAGUAUGUGCAGACAACCCUGGCCUGGAGCCCAGCACAGACUCAGCGGUGUCGUGACCCCUCUACACACACACACACACACAGACACACAGACACACACACACACACACACACACACACAGUCAUAGCAGUCAUGACGGUCAUACCAGUGUAUGAUCUGGCAAGGGAAAAAACUUUUCAUUGACAUGCGGGAUCCUAGUGCAUGCCACUGACAGUAUGGAUUCAGUAAAAGGCUACGUAUGGAUGUUCCACUCAUCAGCUAUUUAUAGGCUCCACUGAAAACUGCUCAUUUUGCUACAUGUGAAUAGCCAAAGAAUUAAGAGACUAAUUUACCAUAAAGAAAGUCAUGUUUUAAUUGAACAAUUUCUAUUUACUGACUGAAUCAGAAUGGUGAGUGUCUGUUGAAAUAUCUGUUUAUGGGAACAUAUGCUGUGAAACAUGAUCAUCAUGUAAAAUAUUUAUAGAAAAUACUGUUUUUAAAGCAGCUGUAUAAUAUGUAUCAUUUGAACUUUUUAAUCCUCUGACAUGUGUCAUGAAGGAGUGAGACUAGCCUUUACUGGCCUUCAAUCUGUGCUACAGUUUACAUGGUGAGCCACCAGGCUGGAUGAGGUGGGAAAUCUGCUGGACUGAUGCACACCAUCAAGGCCACCUUUGCACUGCAGGUGAAAGUGCUCACCAACCAAAACCAAUCAGCCUUUUUUUUUUUCAUUCCAUCUUGUGAUUCAUGAUCACAUUGUGUUUGAACACAGAGGUUCCUCACUCUUAUCUUUUUUUAAAGUCAUAGUGUCCUGAAAUCUGUCCAAAUCACAGUUUCACUAGUUUACUUUCAGAUGAAUGUGAGUGUCACAGUUGUGUUAUUAUAUUGGUCAUGAACAACUGAGACAAAAAUCUGACUUUUUAAACGAUAAAUCAGGAGUGAACAUUAAAGCUAUGACAAAUGUGUUUGACCACAAGGGGGCAGAAAAAACAAACAUGACAUGUUAACGAACAGCUACUUACACAACAAAGAGACACGGACCAACAUCAGCAUCCCAUCGGAGCGUUUGUGUCCACCGGAUGAAAUCCAAUAUCCACUCUCUUUGUAGCUCUGGGUUGCUCUCCACCUAUUCCUGAGGGAAACAGCUGGCUCCUUAGCUGUGACUGUAGAUCUAUAACUUUGUUUGCCAGCUUUGAUUACUUGAGCUCUUUUCUUAAUGGUACAAAACAGGGCGAGGGUGCUGUUCUUCCAACACAAACAAGGCCUUCAACCUCAAUAUGAAGGAGGCAGGCAGAGCAGCACCAGUCCACUGCUGUGUGUGAUCCACUGGUCUCUCAUUAGAUGGUACUACAGUAAACCAGAUCCUUUUGUUGCACUCAGUCACACUUCAGAGCAUUCCUCACUCAUAUCUCUUUAAUCUGUAGUUCACACUGCUUGAUGAUUAACAAAUGCACUGGCAUGCUUACAAUUGUUUGAAUGUGAGCUGUGGAUGGUUUGUUGAGGUCAGACAGAUGUUACAUCGAGGAGCCUGCUCAGCUGCUCUCUCUGCUGUGUGACACCAUAGCAGAUGAGGUCAGUUGGGGUAAAUGGAGGAUUAAUCACUGACUGACUUGAUUUUGAAAUGUUCUUGUGUUGCUCUAAUCAACAUACAACAAAUGCUGAAGUUUUUAUCUGUGCAUGAAUGGCAUGGCAGUACUACAUCAUUGAUCAAAGACGCUGAAGCUGAGUGGCUUCUCAGGUUAGCCUGAUGCAUUUGCAUCAGUCAUAAUUGUUAGGCUGAGCUUUACUAACAGGGAUUAACACAGAUAAUGCUCAAAGGUGAUUCUUUUCCCCAGUUUGUAGUAUUUUCCAAAACACGUUUUCAGAUUAUUUUUUUAACCCAUGAUUGAACCAAAAUUGUAAUUCUUCUAUAUCAGAUUAGAUUUGAUUAUGUAAAUUGACAAGGUUGCACCAAACACCACGUGCUUCAUUAUCAAAGUACUGUUUCCCUGACCAUGUGUUUGCAGGUUUUACCUCCAUAACUACAAGUCAUGUUAAGUUGUUACAUUUUUGCAGACUGUUUUCAAAUGCAUGUUGUAUAGUUUUAUAUUAUUGGAGGUGUUGUUGAUAUUAUUCUAUGCAAUCAAUGGUUUCCACUAAUUUCUGUAAAUGUAAAUCAAUUAGCAGACUCUUUAAAUGUGCUUGAGUUGUGCAGUCCAUCACAGUAAAGAUUAAAUCUGCAUUAUUUAAAUUACUUACUACUCACUGAGAUGGUGAUGCAAUUCAGGUCCAGAUUGAUUUUUAGUUUGCAAUGCAUUACCUCUUACUGAUAAUCUACAUUGUAAAAAAUCUUGUAGAAAAAUUAGUGGAAACUGAAUUAUACCUGGAAUGGUAGAAAAAAUACAUUUACAUUUCUGAAAUACAUGACUUUGAACGAUGUAUGGAAUACAUGAGGUAAAACAUGCAGAAACAGUGGGAUGGCCCUGAACAGUUAAAUUUGUGUUUUAUGAUCUAGAAUGGCAGCACCUUACAAGAUAGCCUCACCGCCGUCAGUGCGUGUGUGUGUGUGAGCGAGCGCACGCUGUGGACUGUCUGAGGGGCCGACAAAAAGCAAACAGGCAUCAUGCAGCAGUGGAUCACCAUCCCACAAAAUAUCAUGAUGCAUUUAUGGUAAAUCUUCAUCUUAGAUUCAUUAACCAAAUUAAAACUAAAUCAAGAAAAAUGUUGGAUCAGCAAAUUCCAGAUGAUUCCUGCACUCAUUGUGUUUAGUUCUUGGUGGUGAAGCCCAGCAGAGGAACACUGGUUGUGGCAGCUGUGAAUGCAUUAUGUGAAAACCUGAGCACACCAGUCCAACAGUCAGUGGUUUUAAGUGAAUGACCUUACUGUCUCUAUGCACAUCUGUGUAGUAGUGAACCAUGUGAUCACACAAAGGUAUUUAUGAGCUUUAACUUUGAUGGAAUACUUUCUCCAAAGCCUUAAAGACUGUAGUGCCGUCACCAGCAGUCACUAAUGAGGAUUUUUAUAUUGUGUAAGAAUUCAGUUGUUUUAUUGGAUGUAUAUAUUUGAUUGUUUGUACUAUUUCAGACAUUGCAAUAAACAGAU